This is a messenger RNA of Drosophila eugracilis, 428 nucleotides long. RefSeq lists its product as uncharacterized. The record is from RefSeq and is a predicted model, not a curated record. NCBI's taxonomy places the organism in Eukaryota, Metazoa, Arthropoda, Insecta, Diptera, Drosophilidae. Bases 22 to 366 code for a protein of 114 amino acids. The transcript is spliced from 2 exons.
CAUAGAACUUUGAAAGUGAACAUGGCAGAUCAAGGUAAAGUGCUUAAAGCCAAUAUGCAAUCAGGAGAGCAUUCCCAGGAAGCUAAGAGCUGUCCCGAGAAGGUCUUUGAUGGACCACAGCAGAUGAGCAGCGGACGAAUCAGCACUACGAAGAUGCCGAUCUCAGCCCAUGUCAUAAAGAAACGUGGAGGCACAGAGUCCCCCGAUCCGUUGAAGCCAUUAAAGCAGCCGCAAUCGCCUUCGCAGCUGCAGUCUAAGCCAAAGCCGUUGCAGCAACCGAUUACCAACUGGCGUGACCGUGCCAGUCUUCCAGCUACCAACUCACAGCCGGAGAAUUGGCGUCUGCAAUGCCGCAAAUCGAAUUAAGAACUAUGAAUAUCCAGGAAAGGAGGAUUUCUAGCUUAACUUUUAAGUUCUUAAGUUCUUAA